CGGAGCUGGCGGAGGGGGCUCACCCGCUGUAGGCGCUGCGAGUCCUCGGACCGGGAGCGCGGCGCGGCGGCCACUCUCAGGCUGGCCAUGGCGAGCGGUGCACGGGGGCCACCUGAGUGGCACGGCGGCGUCAGGUUCUUAAUCAAGAACCAGCUUUAUGGAUCCAAGUCAGGUUUGUCCCAUGGCCUGCUCUGAACAGAGUGCUGUCUGAUAGAAGAUUCCAUUGGCAAACCGUCUCUGUUGCCUUACAGAGCAAACAAAGAAGAUGGAUCGAUUGAAGAGCCAUCUGCCUGUGUGCUUUCUACCUUCUGUGCCCUUUUUAAUCCUAGUAUCCACUCUAGUGACUGCAAAGAGUAUGACUAACAGCACUUUAAAUGGCACUGACAUGGUCUUGGGCUUUAUGCCCGUAAUCAUUGCCAGAACUGACCAUAUCAUAGUCAAGGAAGGGAACAGUGCCUUGAUUAAUUGUAGUGUUAAUGGCAUCCCUGAUCCACAGUUCAAGUGGUAUAAUUCCGUUGGCAAGCUGCUGAAAGAAGAAGAGGAUGAGAAGGAGAGAGAAGGAGGAAAAUGGCAGAUGCACGAGGGCGGCCUCCUGAACAUCACCAAGGUGUCUUUUUCAGACCGAGGGAAAUACACAUGUGUUGCCUCUAAUGCCUAUGGCAUUGUGAACAACACGGUGACCCUGCGCGUCAUCUUCACCUCGGGAGACAUGGGUGUCUACUACAUGGUGGUCUGCCUCGUGGCCUUCACCAUCGUCAUGGUCCUCAACAUCACCCGCCUGUGUAUGAUGAGCAGCCACCUGAAGAAGACAGAGAAGGCCAUCAAUGAGUUCUUUAGGACAGAAGGCGCGGAGAAGCUGCAGAAGGCAUUCGAGAUCGCCAAGCGGAUCCCCAUCAUCACCUCAGCCAAAACUCUAGAGCUUGCCAAAGUCACCCAAUUCAAAACCAUGGAGUUUGCCCGCUACAUUGAAGAGCUGGCCAGGAGCGUGCCUCUGCCUCCUCUCAUUAUGAACUGCAGAACCAUCAUGGAGGAAAUCAUGGAGGUGGUCAGGCUGGAGGAGCAGGGGCAGAAUUUUGUGCAGCACACGCCAGAAGGCCAAGAGGCCAUGGACAGGGAUGAGGUGUACAUGAUCCGAAACUCUCUUAAGCGAAGUGACUCCCCCACCGCUGACUCAGACGCUUCAUCGCUGCAUGAACAGCCUCAGCAGAUUGCCAUCAAGGUGUCCGUACAUCCACAAUCCAAAAAAGAUCAUGUGGAUGACCAAGAGGGUGUACAGUUUGAAGAUGUCAAAGAUGAAGAGGACACAGAACUGUCAGCUGAACAAUCCCCAGAAACUGUAGAGCCUUCUACAGAUGAAACAUCCACAGAGCUAACGCCUGAAGAGCCCACGCCCAUUGAUCCCAUGGAUGUUGAGCCCACGCCUGUUGAGGUAUCAGAUAGAGUCCCGCCGCCUGCUCACCUGGAAACUACAGAGCUGGCAGUGGCACAUGAAAGAAACACCUGCAUUAUUUAUGAAAGCCAUGUCUAAUAUCAACUCUGAAAAGCUAUGCAUAUUAAGAAAACCAGGGGCUGCUCCUCGUAGUCCAGAUGUAGUACGCACUUGCCGCUAAGCCUUACAAGGAGACUCUCAUCCCCUAGGUAGGAGUGAUGCUAUUGUAGAAGGGGAAACACCUGUGUGCAGUCCUUGUGACUGGACCUUCCCCAGGAGAAAAGGAUGCAGGAAACAUCAGGGUGCAGGAUUGAUGCUAUUGUCCAAGUGAUACAAGUUUUAGAGACGAUUCUCUGCCAAAUACCGUCAUUGGUAAUGCCCUUUUGGCAAAGAGUACACUACUGUAAGAUAAAUUUUGAGUUCAAGAGCCCUGUCCAAUGCACACUGCAUUGCUUUUCUUUUUAAAAAAAUUACAGGUCUGCUACAAUAGCAAAUGCACGUAUAUGGGUUUGUUGCACUUUCUUCUCAGUCUUUGUUCCUUUCACUGUUCCUUGAUAAUGGAGUAGUUGUUGUUAUAUUAAUACUAAUUGCUCUUUCUGAUUUGGUCUUCUUUGUCCUUGCUUUCCCCUAGAACAUUUACCUCAGAGGCGUUGGUAUCAGUCACCAGUACCAGGGCUGAUAUCUACAAGUCAUUUAUAAUGUUCCAGAGUAGUCACUAGACUCCUUGUUUUUAUUAUUUCCAAGGCCUAUUUUCAUACCUUGAUUUUUACUUGUUUCCAAUGAAGCUGCUGUAAGUGAAACUGAGAAAACCUUUGCCCAGGAACAGCACUUUAAUAGCCAAAUGAAAACGUGUUUACCUGUCCGAUUCUGAGAGCCUUUGUGUGAGCUCAACUGAAGUGUGGUGGUGGUGGUGGAUUAUAAAAGGUUGAGUAUACUCAUAAUAACCAUGAAAACUGCUGUUUUUACAUUUAAGUAACAUCAUCCUCCAAACAAAAACUGAUGUUUAUCUGGAAAAUUUAUUGCUUCCUAAGUCAGAGGCAUUUGAUGAAUCCCUGUAAGGUUGUAUAGUAUUAGCUACCCAGAAGGACUUGCAGGGAAGGCUGUCCUAUAUAAUAAAGAGCUUAUAUGCUAAUUAGACCAAACAGCAGAACGACCAUCCGGACGACCUCCGGACAACCAUCUGGACGACCUUCCAGACGAAGCUGGGGCUGUGAGGGCAGAGCCCCUUGCAUGAAUUUCAUGCAUAGGGCCUCUAGUAUUAUAAUAGUAUAGGAAACUGUACCAUCAAAUUUCAUGCCAAAAGUAUUAAAUUAAUUUUUAAUCUCACAAGAAAGCGGUUAUAUGCAAGGCAGAAUGAUGUCAUAGACAAAGGACAAAACUAGUCAUCCAAAGGCCAACACCUUACCUGACCGUGCCAAUAACCAGCUGCCUGGCUUUAGGCAAAUCUGGGUUUCAGUUUCCUUAUCUGUCAGAAGACUUGGUGAGUUCUGAGCACCAUUUAAAUAGUCUCAUUCUCUCACAGAACCAAACCAAUACUAUUAUCCUUGUUCUUUUUCACAGUUACUUUAAAGAUUUUCAUUUGUAUCUCUAACGUUGUUUAUGCUGCAUUACUUACUCAGUAAUGAGUAAGUAUGAUUUUCAAAAAUCAUAGCAUUUUAAGUAAAUUGUGGAUCUUUUCCCUCCCUUCCCCCCCCCCAAAUUAAUCAUGUGACCACUUCUACAGUUUAGAUUUAAUCAUGAUGAGAACAAGUGGUGUUAUUUCAUUUUUACUUAAGAGCAGGGAGAUACUAACAUUAAAGCAGUUAUAAGGGUCAUGGCUGAUGGGGUCAUGACAUCAGAGAUUAGUUACAUGGACCACACUGGUAAUGAGAGAGCAGAUGCAGAUGUUUAGUCCUUAAUCUAUCACUCUCUGGAUAAGUGACCUUGGACAGUCCCCUUCUCCAUUCUGGGGUUUAAUCUUUUUACUUACAAAGUAUAGGGGUGGUUGUGCUCACAAAAUCCCUUCUCGCUCAUACAUUUAAAGUUUUAUGGAAAGUUUGUAAUCUCUCAUGGUGGCCCCCAUAGCAAGACAUGCAAUAUUAGGAGCAAAAAUGGGUACAUGAGAUUGGAUGUUUUCGCUGUCCAAACUUUACAGCAAAUGUCUCUAGCUCUGUAGCUGAAGGCAGUGGGUAUGGCUUUAGGAAUGGCUUUGACAGUUUUUUUACUCAUAGAUACCUGAUGUUGAAGGCAUACUCACAAGAUGUGGAGUUUGAUCAGACAUCUCUUAGUCAGGAAUGAACUGUUGGCAUCUUGGGUGGUCACAUAAAGAAAUUAGUAGUGAGCAAACAAGAGAAACCAUGACUCCUGAUUGGGCUCUCCUGACUGGGAUUUUAUGUAUUUGGGUGCAGAAAAGUUUUCUCUCCAACUCUCACUUGUUAUAGAGGUCAACAAAUUCUUACCAGGGAUCUGUAUGCCCAAAACAAUAGACUUAAGCUCACUUUGGGGUAUUGGGAGAACUGUUUCUCAAUGUAUUCAGUUUUCAUUCCACCCAAACCCAUGUGCAUAUUUCCACAUGAAAAUUACAGGAGAAGACAUCUAUUUCGUCUAGACAUUGAUUCAGGGUAAAACGUUUAAAAUGGGCAAAUUUUUUACGAUGUAGGAGCAGAAAUGUGUGACCAAAGAAUGUUUCCAUUUUGCUUUUAGCUUCUUUAGACUGAGGAAAUUAUAUAGAUUUUCAAAAUGUUCUCCCUCUUUAAAGCAUCAAAAAGCUCUUGAUAUAAUAAUAGCCAACCUAAAGGGAAAUUAGCUUACAACAGAGAUUUCUCCUCCCAGAAAUUCUACACUCUUCCUAUUCAUCCUAUUGCUUCUUACAAAGGGAGAAAGGUUCUCCUGCUAGAAAUGUAGAUGACCUUGUGACUUUCAGCUGAUUUUCAAAGAUAAAUAACUGCUCAGAUUCAUAGAGGUAUGGCUGUGUGUGCGUGCGCGCGCGUGUGUGCGUGUGCAUGCGCACGAGCAUUCACAACACACGUCAGACUCAUUUGGGCAGUUUUAAAAGCUUAACACCAAAUCCCAAGACAUGUUCCUUGGGUUGUAUGUAGUCAUUCUCAAAAUCAAACAAUUUCUGGUUUCUGAGACAUCUGGUUAUAUCUCUAGCAAUUUUUUUCUUGAAAUUCUAAAAAUAAUUCAGAUAUGUAUGCAUAUUUAAUUCACUUAGGUGAUCUGCAAACUUGGAUGGUAUUUAUUGUAAAUGGGAAAAAUUUAUAAUGAAAAAUCUAUGUAAUUUAUAGUGGUUUUGUUUAAUAUAUUAUAUUUUCAUAUCGUUAGGGCACAUCUACUCUUCUCAUCUUUUUGUAUAUCAUACUUAGUAAAAAGAAAUACUAAUACUUGACUAAAAUCUCUAGGAACUAAAUGUGAUGCCUAAUCUAUAGAAAUCACUCUGAUAAUAUGUGAAUGUUCUCACCCAUACCAAGCAUUAUUAUGUCAUUACAUCAAGAAUGAUCUGUCUCAGAUACUUACAAGCAUUCCUUUUUUUUUUUUUUUUUUUUUUCAAAACUAUGGAUUCUGGAAUCCACUUCCUUUCUUUUUCUUUUUUGUUGUUUGCUACAUUUUUAAUUGUGUAUGUUGUUUAAGCUUCCCUUUAAAGGGCAAGUGUGAGAUAAGAAAACAACUUAAUGGAAAGACAAUUGAACUAUGGCUCUGUAGAUUCUUUAAUGGACUGAUAACCUGUUUUAAAUCUAAUGCUUGGGUUGUUAUUUAUUAGUGAUCUAAGAUCUGCUCACUUCUUUAGUACAUGAAGAAAAUGUGAGGCACAAUGAAUAUUUGCAUGUUUUGUAGAGGCACACUCUCAAUGUGGUGCAGCCAACACAAAUCAAGUUCACUACAGAAAUACCAAUCCCAACCAUGGGAGGAACCGUUUUACAAAGGCAAAUCAGGCAUCUUUUAUUCACAAAUGGAAAUAUUGUGUCAGUGUUGAAAUUCUGAAAUGGUUCUGCUAAAGGGGGGAUUUCCUCUGUGUUUCAUUUGGUAAGAAAAUGGAGCGUUUAACUCCUCUUUCAGAUACUCUAUUUUAUACUCAGCACGGUUCAACUACUGACCUAUACCUAUCUUCCCAUAUCCUUUUAGCAAUCCCUUAAGAUUAUUAUUCCUGUUUCUAUUAGAUUUUUAAACUAAUUUAUUGUACUCUUUAAAUACCUACCAGAUCUCAUGGUAUAUUCCCACAUAUUUUGAACACCUGAUAUCUUUACGAUUUCAGGUGCUCAAAAUAUUCAUUUUUAUAUUUACCUAUUCAUUUAAAAGCCCUUCAGUAGAUGACAACAUUCAUUUUCCUAUUGCCUUUCUUAGGGCUUCUACAAUGAUUAAUCUAGUUUGGAUUAAAUAAAUCAGUGGUGGGGGGGAAAUCAAGUAAAAUAGAACUGCUUAUUAUGUUUUCCAAAGGACUGAGGGUUUGUUAUACAAGAAAAUAUCAUAAGAGGUUGGCAAUGAUCUUUGUGAUUCUAUAGAGAUAUCAUUUUAAAGAGGCUAAUACUUAGACUACCACAAUCAAAAUUGAAGCUUUAGAGCAUAUAAACUAUAAAACAAUUAACUCUAAGAAUAUUUUGGCAUGAAUUAUUUUUUAUUUUACCUGUAACAAUAGCCUUCAAAUGUAUCUCUCUGACACCAUAGAGCUGCCUAUAGUGAAUUAGGGUCCAAGAAGACACUUGUAUUUCUGUUUGGUUUGCUGUAUAUCUAUUUCUGCAUAUCCUGUAUUAAAAUUGGAAAGUAAAAAAAUUUACCUGGGGUAAAUGUCAAACUGGCGAUUCUGUGAACUAUAAAUGUUCAACCUUUUAAAAGUAAUUUAAAUAUGGAAACAAAUGAGUGAUAUUUAAGUUGAUGUUAUAGUAGAAAAAACAAACGUGAUUCAUCCUGUAUUUUGAUUGUUGCUUUAAUAAAGGGUUUGCACAGGUG
Messenger RNA from Myotis myotis, 6352 nucleotides. RefSeq names its product microfibril associated protein 3 like (gene MFAP3L). Lineage: Eukaryota; Metazoa; Chordata; Mammalia; Chiroptera; Vespertilionidae. Bases 266 to 1528 code for a protein of 420 amino acids. The record is from RefSeq and is a predicted model, not a curated record. The transcript is spliced from 3 exons.